Messenger RNA from Musa acuminata AAA Group (dessert banana), 2945 nucleotides. RefSeq lists its product as uncharacterized. The record is from RefSeq and is a predicted model, not a curated record. The transcript is spliced from 5 exons. The coding region runs from base 1017 to 2729 and encodes 570 amino acids. Lineage: Eukaryota; Viridiplantae; Streptophyta; Magnoliopsida; Zingiberales; Musaceae.
CUUUGAUUUCGCUGUGUUCCAAUUAAAGGCGUCGGGUGUGUCUCGCCCUAACGAGCCCACAAGGCAAGUUAUGUACGCAUACCCACCAUCAUCGCCAUCAUCAUCGUAGGUUUUCCCAAGCCGAAGGAAACCGCAACUGCAGCAAAGCGAGCCACCGAAACCGUAGCACAAUACACAGCGAGCGAGAGCGAGCGUUCUUUUGAUUCGACUGACACACGACGAAAGGAGAAGAAACCAAGCAAUUCCCCGCUUCCUCCUCCUCCAAUUCCUACAUAGAUCACGCAUUUCUCCCUUCUUGCCGCCGCCGCCGCCGAACCGAUCGAAUCGAGUUAUUGUUCGUUGGAUUCCUCUCUCUCCGCCAUAAGAUUUCUCUGUCACUCGGCCCUUUUCCGUUUGUCUUGUCUUCUUAUCGGAUUACUUCUCGCAACACCAACCUGAAGUCUGUUAGGGUUCGAGCUCAUCGCAAAUUUCCCGUAAUCUUGGAGUGGGGAGUAUUUUUUUCGCUUCCUCGACCCCUUUGUUUGGAGUCUAGGGUUUGCCGUUCUCGAUCCCGAGCGCUUGCCGUUUUUUGGGAUUCAUCAUUGCUUGGAUGCUUGCCCUUUCUUGGCCAUUAGGGUUCUUAUCUUCAUGUGCGUUCUUUGAGUUGUUAAUUUGACGGUUUCCCGGGGAGCCGUCUUCGCCUGGUUUUCGAUCGUGGAUGCUUCAAACGCGUAAAUCUUGAUUAUGUGCGGAGAGAAAGGCGUUGAAACUCAGGCAGAUUCUGCGUUUUGACUGGAGGGGUUUUGCACAGUUUAGAUCUUUUUGGCAGAUUAAAUCUUGUACUUGUAUGAUGCUAAUUUAGAGAUCAUGGCGGCAGCGUAAUCACAAGCUUCACCCUUUCUUGGGCCAAUUAGUGCGAUGGGCAUCUUCUGAGAACAUACUUUGUACAGGAAAUAACACUCUAUAUAUAAGUUAUUUACAAUUGGAUCCAGAGGCAAAGGGUCUUAACUGUAUAUUGAUAAUGGUCUGCUCCGACAAUGGAGCGAGGUGAGCCAGCAUUGGUUCCACAGUGGUACAAAUUAGCAAAUGGGAGCACCUCCAACAAUUCCCUGCGAACCAGCUCUUCUAGACAUUCCGAUGAAAAUGGUGUCGGGGUUGGAUCAAGAAAUAUAUUAUUUGCAGACCAAGAUCGGAACUUGCGGCGGAGUUUGAGCUCUAAUGGUUCUGUAAGUCGCGAUAAAGGUAGCUCUGGUAAGUCACAGGCUUACAGUAGUUUUCGAAGGUCUCGUGAUAGAAACCAGGAGAGGGAUUUUGAUUCCUGUGAUAGGAAAAAUAGGUCAGUUUUGGUUGACAAUGGACUCGACCAUCUUGAUUCAUUUCUGGGAGUUAGGUCUGAAAAGGAUGCCUUGAGGCGCUCCCAGUCUAUGAUAGCCGGAAGGCCAGUCGACUCCUGGCCCAAAAGAGUUGGAAGCAGUGCAAAUAACAGUGCUCCAUCUGGAGAAAGUGCUGUUGGAAGUAUUAGCAAAACCUUCUUUGAGAGAGACUUUCCAUCCCUUCGAGCUGAAGGGAGGCAAGGUCUUUCAGAUGCAGUUGGUGUAUCACCUCUUGGUCUUAGAACUGCAGUUCAGAGUCUUCCCACUGGUUCUCCCAUCAUAAUUGGAACUUCAGCUCUGGCAGAAGUACCUGUAAAAGUUGAAACUAGUGCGGCUGUUCUCUCUCCCAUUCUACAAGGUGCUCCUAUUAGUCAGGCAUCUGCAGCAGGAAGCACCACGACAGGAUUAAACAUGGCCGAGGCAUUGGCUCAGCCAGCAUCCCAAGUUGUUAAAACACCUCAGUUAUCUGUUGACACUCAGAGGAUUGAGGAACUUACGCUUAAAAAGUGCAAGCAACUAAUACCAAUGACUCCUUCAAUGCCUAAAGCAUCAAGUUGCAACCCAUCAGAAAAAACAAAAUCAAAAGUUGCAAGAGGCGGAGAGUUCAGUUCUCUCACCAAGACUGGCCAGCAGUCACAUGUUAAUCAUACUGUCCGCGUACCAGCUAGAUCAGAUAUUCAAAAGACAUCUCAAGUGGGAAAUUUUCAAGUUCUUAACCGAGAGAAGAAUGGUGUCUUCCCUGCUGCCAAAGAUAGCCCAAGUGUUGGCAAAGGGAUGAACCCCGUAGGCAUAGUACCAUCUGCUGCAACUCUUCCUAUGAAGAACCUGACGGACCAAAAGCUUAAAGCUGACAAGAAUGGUGCCUUAACUCAUCCCUCCACUGGGGAAAGAAAGGUCCUUUCUCAAGCUCAGAACAGAAAUGAUUUCUUCAAUUUACUAAGGAAGAAAUCAUCGACAAGCUCAAGUGCUAUUCCAGAACCAAGCUCUGUUGAAACUGUGUCAAUUUUGGAAAGGCCAGAAGCAGAGAACCUGCAGAUCACAUCUGCUGACAAUAUGGAAAAUAACAACCUUAAACCAGUAUCUGAAUCGGAUCAUCCAACAGAGAUUGGCAAUUGUUUGAAUGGAGAUUCAUGUGCCUCUGAUGGGUCUGCAAGAUUUUAUACUGACAAUGGAGAAACUAAUCCUUGUUCAGACGCUGUUGUUGACCCUGAAGAAGAAGCUUUUUUACAGUCUCUUGGAUGGGAUAAAAAUGCUUGGGAGGAAGCUCUGACAAAGGAGGAGAUCGAUGCUUUCCUCAAGAAGUACGAGAAACAAAGACCAUUGAAGAUUGUGCCAACAGAUAUCUAUGGGAACAACUCAUCUGGUGCAGAUGCAUGAAGACGGAUCACAUCUGGCUCCAGAUCUGUAAUGCUGGUAGUCAAUUUCUGAAAUGAUUUCUCAUUGAUAUUUAGGGGACUUGGAGUAUGAGUUGAGUUCGAAAUACAGGUUGGUGAAGAGGUUGGAUGAGUUUUUUUUUCUCCUUUAGCUGCCUAAAUGAAUUUUAAAAUGCACAAUAAGAUUAUAAUUGCUUCAGUUUAUGGAGCUUUGGCAUGA